Molecule: messenger RNA, 561 nt
Organism: Sinocyclocheilus rhinocerous
Lineage: Eukaryota; Metazoa; Chordata; Actinopteri; Cypriniformes; Cyprinidae
Product: endonuclease domain-containing 1 protein-like
Exons: 2
Coding region: 1-561 (186 amino acids)
Molecular function (GO): nucleic acid binding; hydrolase activity; metal ion binding
Source: RefSeq, a predicted model, not a curated record
AUGCUUCUUCAUGUGCUGAUGCUGUCGCUUCUCUCCGGUGGUUCAGCCAGAAUUGUGCGGGAUUUUGAGAGUGGCUGUGGCCAAUUUUUUGCAAAUGGAAGAUCACCUACAAGAUUUCCUGGACUACAGUACAGACAGAUCUGCCAAAUGCGAAAGGAUGUUGAUUAUUAUGCCACAUUUUAUGACACCGAGAACAAGAUCCCUGUGUACUCAGCCUACAAGUUUGAAGGGAUAAUGCACUGUAAAAGACGAGCUAGUUGGUACAUUGAACCUCAAAUUGAUGAUAAUAAUGGAAGACCAAACAUGGCAUCUGAGGGGUCUGUGGAUAUACAAGUACGUGGAGACCGUCAAGCUCUUAAUAGAGACUAUUACCGCUCUGGAUACCACAAAGGUCAUCUGGCACCAGUCUACCUGGCAAACUCACAGAGCUGUGCUUAUGCCACCUUCACUCUCACCAAUGCUGCUCCACAAGCUGAUUAUUUUAACCGUGUUUUAUGGUGGGAUGUAGAAAAAUCGAUGGCACAAUAUCUGGAAUGGGGAUGUAUUGGAAAACCUUUAUAG